CGGUUUUCAUCUGUUUUGGUUUGAAAAUUUUGUUUUCAAAAUGAGUUUUAUAUUUUUGAGUGGUUAAUCAAUUAAUUGUGUUUAUUUUUUAAUUUAAAGUGUUAUCGUAAGUGUUGAGCCAGUUUGUUACAAGGUAACUUUAGUGGACUUGUUGGUAAAAUAUGGAUAGCUCUCAAUCAUCAACAACACGUGCUUCUAAAGCUGAUUCAAAUGGAGGUUCUUCUGCUCAAUUUAAGGAUAGGAUGGAGUUAAUUGAUGAAAUGAAUGUAAGAUUUCGUGAAAGGGCUCCUGGUUGGGAAGCAUAUUUACCGGAAAACUUUGAAGAAUUUUUCACCAAUGUUUGCAAACUCUGUCUGGCAAAAGAGAAAGGUUUAAAUAUGAAGCAAAGAAUAAAACUGAUAAUAUUUCUUGACAACUGUUUCAACAGUGUUGAGGUUGAUCUCAUUCGUGAAACAAUACAAAAUUAUGCUUCAUUCCCUAUAUGGAUUUGCCUAUCAGAAACCCGGAGAGAAGAGGAAUUCAGAAAAGUUGCAAAACUGAAAAAGUAUUGGAAUGUACUAAAGAAAAAAGAUGCCAAAUUAGAACCCGAUCAGUUAGAAUCAUUGAACUUUGAAAGACAAUUUCUAUGGAACUUAAUUCAUCAAUUUUUCCGUUUUCUUGCAACCAUUCCAAGUCAAGAAGAAGUUGAACAAUUGGAUAAAGUGCAACUUAAUGUGGUUAAUUAUUGUGAAAGAUUUCUAGAGUUCCUUAUCGACUUGGAAGCUUCAUUGCCAACACGAAGAUUUUUCAAUGUUGUUCUCGAUGAUACACAUGCAGUAAUCAUUUGUCAAAAGUCUAAUCUUGCCAAUCGGAUAAAAGAAGGACGACUCUUUAGCCAGCUUCUUGAGAUGCUGAAAUUUUAUUGUAAAUACGAGAUUGAUGAUAUUACCGGCAAAGCUCUAAAUCGGAAAGAAGUGAUGAAGUUACACUAUGAUAUGAUGACAAAGCUUCAAAUGCUCACCUUUAAACAUUUUGAAUCAUUGAAAAACUUUUAUCUUAGUAACAUUGCUUCAGUUGAUACACCAGAAAAGCUUUUAGAAUGUUUCAAAAAUUUGAGUGACGAAGAAAUCGCUAAACUGAUGAACAUGCUAAACAUUACUCCGGAAUCGCCUUCAAGGACUCUUACUCGUGAUUACCUUCUCGAAAUAAUUGCUUUCAGAUGUGGAAGAACAAUUUCUCAACUUGAUGCACUUAAUGAAAUGCCACUCUAUCCGACUGAAGAAAUCAUCUGGGACGAAAAUCUAGUUCCGAAUCAAUACUAUGACCAUGAUUCCUGUUUAGCUUUACCAAAACUCAAUCUACAAUUUCUUACCCUACAUGAUUAUUUAUUGAGGAAUCACAAGCUUUUCCGUUUGGAAUCAACUUUUGAAAUCCGCCAGGAUAUUGAAAGCAGUAUCUCACGAAUGAAACCAUGGAGAAGAGAAGAUGGUGCCGUUAUGUUUGGUGGUUGGGCUCGAAUGGCCAUUUGUGUAGAUAAUUUCGUUAUCGUUGAAGUAGCAAAACCAAAUAUUGGUGAAAAGGCUCCAUCCCGAGUAAGAGCUGAAAUAAGAGUUAAUCUUAAUGUUCGUAAUGAAAUUAAAAAGGAGUGGGAAUCUUUAAGAAAACAUGAUGUUUGUUUCCUAAUUACCGUGGAACCGACUGUGCCUCCUGGAACUGCUUAUAAGUAUAAAGAACCUUUUGUACCUCAAGUUGGUCUGAAAUAUGUCCGUGGAUGUGAAAUUGAAGGAAUGCUCGAUCCCUUAGGAAAAUUGAUUGACGAAUCAACUAAUGAAAAACCUCAUUUUGAUACUGAUUUUCGAACUUAUCGAGUUUGGCUUGAUUGUAAUCAAUAUUAUAGCGACAAUAUAAAUCUUAAGGAUGGCCAAGAAAGCGUUUAUGAUACAUUUAAUAUUCUAAUGAGACGCAAACCAAAGGAAAAUAACUUUAAAGCUGUUCUCGAAACUGUUCGUGAUCUGAUGAAUAUACAAUUUGUUGUCCCUGAUUGGCUUCAUGAUAUCAUUCUUGGCUACGGUGAUCCAUUAUCAGCUCAUUAUACAAAUAUGAUAGAUUCAAGUGAAUCGGUCAACUUUAAUGAUACAUUUUUAGAUUACCAGCAUCUUUUAGCUUCUUUCCCAAAUUAUGAAAUCACCACUUCAGCCGAUGAAUCGAAAUUAUUGCCGCCCUUUAAACUCAAGAUUGAUGAGAAAGAACGUAAAAUUGAAGUUUUUCCUUUUGUUUUACCCAAUCGUGGACCAUAUCCUGCCGCUCAACCAAGAAAGAAUAGUGUUAGAUUCACACCGACUCAAGUAGAAGCCAUCAAAAGCGGUGUUAAUCGGGGUUUAACAUUAGUUGUUGGACCUCCAGGAACUGGUAAAACCGAUGUUGCCGUACAAAUAAUUUCAAACCUUUACCAUAACUUUCCAAAGCAACGAACUCUAAUCGUUACGCAUUCUAAUCAAGCAUUAAACGCUCUAUUUGAAAAGAUUAUGCACCUAGACAUUGAUGAGAGACAUCUUCUUCGAUUGGGACACGGAGAAGAAGAGUUGGACACAGAAAAGAAUUUCAGUCGUUAUGGUCGAGUUGAUUACGUUCUCAAGAAAAGAUUGGAACUCUUGGAUGAAGUUAGUCGAUUGGCAAAAAGUCUCAACAUUAGUGCCGAUGUUGGCUAUACAUGUGAAACUGCUAAUUAUUUUUAUCUUUACCAUGUUCUAUCGAGAUGGGAAGAAUUUCAAAGCAAAUUAAGUGAAAGCGACAAAGGCCCUGAAGAUGUUUUCAGACUAUUUCCAUUCCAUAAAUUCUUUGAAACUGCACCUCAACCAAUCUUUCAUCAAGUUACAUUUGAACAAGAUCUCGAGAUUGCCAAAGGAUGUUAUAGACAUUUGAAAAAAAUCUUCACACAAUUGGACGAAUUUAAAGCUUUUGAAAUGUUACGUUCAGGAAAUGAUAGGAGCAAAUAUCUUCUUGUUCGUGAAGCAAAGAUUAUUGCCAUGACCUGCACACAUGCAGCUUUAAAAAGACGAGAAUUGGUGGAAAUUGGUUUCCAAUAUGAUAAUAUACUAAUGGAAGAAUCAGCACAAAUUUUAGAAAUUGAAACUUUUAUUCCUUUAUUACUCCAAAACCCUGAACAUGGGCAUAAUCGUUUGAAAAGAUGGAUAAUGAUUGGAGAUCAUCAUCAAUUGCCACCAGUUAUAAAAAACAUGGCUUUCCAGAAGUUUAGUAACAUGGAACAAUCACUUUUCGCCCGUUUUGUUCGUCUUGGUGUGACAACUGUCGAUCUUGACGCACAAGGAAGAUCUCGACCUAGUCUAUGCUCAUUGUUCCGUCAACAUUACAGAAAAUUGGACGAUCUGCCGCAUACUCAAGUCAUGUCCGAUUCAUUCCCAGUUAAUCCAGGUUUUGCUUAUGAUUAUCAAAUAAUUGACGUUCAAGAUUUCAAUGGAGUUGGUGAAUCCGAACCCAUUCCUUACUUCUAUCAGAAUUUAGCUGAGGCUGAAUACGUUGUUGCAACUUAUAUGUAUAUGCGUUUACUUGGAUAUCCAGCUGAAAGUAUUACUAUACUUACAACUUACAAUGGACAAAAAUUCUUGAUAAGAGAUGUAAUUAAUCAAAGAUGUAUGGAUAACCCAUUUAUUGGAGCUCCUCAUAAGGUAACAACAGUUGACAAAUAUCAGGGGCUUCAAAACGAUUUCAUUUUACUCUCUCUGGUUCGUACAAAAGCAGUUGGACAUUUAAGAGAUAUACGACGUUUGGUUGUUGCUAUGUCAAGAGCCAAAUUUGGUCUUUACAUUUUUGGUCGAAUUUCCUUAUUCAAAGAUUGCAUAGAAUUGGUUCCUACUUUCAAUUUACUACUUAAGAGACCAACUUCUCUACAUCUGUUUCCAGAAGAAAACUAUCAUCCAAUUUCAAUUUCAGAACGUAAAAAUCCAACAAUCUUUACAGAUAUGACUUCCAUGGUACAAUUUGUUUAUGACUUUUACGUGAAAAAAGUAGAAGAAAGGAGAUUAACUAUGCAGGAUGAACACGAAGAAGUAGAAGAAACGCAAAUGAUUAGUGAAGAUGAACACACGAACGAGGAAGAAACACAAAUUACCUGUGAGGAGGAACCAAAUGUGGAGGAAGCGCAAGCAACUUGUGAAGACGAGAAUCAAAACGUGGAAGAAGCGCAAGGAACUAGUGAAGAUGAACCCAAAAAAGUAGAGGAACAAUCAACUUGCGAGGAUGAACAAAAUUAGACAUAAAAUUGUACACAAAAUAAAAACAACACACUUAUUUACAUCAACAUAAUUAAAUUCACAAUGAUUCUAAAAAAAUACCACUUAGGAUUCCUCUUAAGUGAUGAAAAUUGAGCGAAGAUCUAUGAUUAAAUCUAUCAAUGAUCUAUCAUUUUGUAUAAUAUUAUGUAUUUAUCCAUACUUUAUUUCAUUAUGCGAUCGCAAUAAAUAUUUAAAAAAAA
Molecule: messenger RNA, 4471 nt
Organism: Tetranychus urticae (two-spotted spider mite)
Lineage: Eukaryota; Metazoa; Arthropoda; Arachnida; Trombidiformes; Tetranychidae
Product: RNA helicase aquarius
Biological process (GO): mRNA splicing, via spliceosome
Cellular component (GO): catalytic step 2 spliceosome
Molecular function (GO): mRNA binding; helicase activity
Source: RefSeq, a predicted model, not a curated record